AUGAGCCAGGCGGUGACUGUACCUCGGAUUUUCUAUUUGAUGGAUGAAUUGGAAGCCGGUCAGAAGGGGUCAAAUGAUGGUACUAUAAGUUGGGGCCUUGAAAAUAAUGACGAUAACACUUUAACAACUUGGAAUGGCAUGAUUAUAGGACCAGCUAGAACACCUUUUCAAAAUAGGAUGUACAAUUUACAGAUUGUUUGUGGAAACGAUUACCCAGAUAAGCCUCCAGAAGUAAGAUUUAUAACGCGAAUUAACAUGGAUGGAGUUGGUGGCAACGGUCAGAUCGACAACUCCAAGGUUCCUUCUCUUCGAACUUGGCGUCGGGGAAUGUUGAUUCGCAAUAUCCUAUUUGAUCUUCGAACCAUGAUGACCCAGAGAGAAAAUGCUAACCUCACUCAGCCACCGGAUGGCACGUUCUACUAG
Molecule: messenger RNA, 423 nt
Organism: Hydatigera taeniaeformis
Lineage: Eukaryota; Metazoa; Platyhelminthes; Cestoda; Cyclophyllidea; Taeniidae
Source: the annotation of a GenBank genome assembly